Siniperca chuatsi (mandarin fish) is the source of this 2501-nucleotide messenger RNA. RefSeq names its product ribosomal protein S6 kinase related a (gene rskra). Gene Ontology annotation, molecular function: ATP binding; protein serine/threonine kinase activity. The coding region runs from base 209 to 1492 and encodes 427 amino acids. NCBI's taxonomy places the organism in Eukaryota, Metazoa, Chordata, Actinopteri, Centrarchiformes, Sinipercidae. The record is from RefSeq and is a predicted model, not a curated record. Gene Ontology annotation, biological process: protein phosphorylation. The transcript is spliced from 12 exons.
GAAUCGAGCUGUUCCCGCUCCGGAUGACUCUGCAAACACGCUGCAAACAUCUCUCUCCUCGGACAUAUAAAUACACAAACACGUGGAUAAAAGACGCUGUGAUGGCCAGGCCAGGACUGCGCGGUUAUGAAACAAACAAGAACGCGAGAGUAAGAGCUGAAUUUGUUGCAGUUUCACUCAUUUUUGUGUGAACUUUUUUUGUUUAUUUAUGGGCAACGACAUCAGCAAAAACAGUAAGAGAGAGGGACCAGCUGCUCAGCGUCGACACAGUCAUGGGUUCCUCUCAAACAUGGGGGUCUCCAUCACUCACAGACUCGGACACUCAGCUGUAUUUUCCCGGCCUGUGGGACUGGAUGGCAGACCACCCGUCCCCAAACCUCUGCUGCCUCCAGAGGACAGCUCUGAGACGUCGGGCGCCACAGAGAGGACUCCUCCAGCUUUCAUCUUUGUCUUUCUGCCUGAGUUCCCACAGCGGAAAUUUCCUAGACAAGACCGUUUCCAGAUCCUGGGCUUCAUAGCUAAAGGCUCAUAUGGACCCAUCUUGAAAGUGAAGGACAUUUUCAAAGAGAAGACCUAUGCUGUUAAGGUUCUACCAAAGUCAGAGGUCUUGAAGCAUGGAGUGCUCCAGCAGUCAAAAGAGGAAGUCAUCAUUCAGCGGCAGCUCAAACACCCAUUUAUCCACAAUCUGCAGGACUGCUGGCAGACGCAGCACCACCUCUUCAUUAUGUGCGACUACUGCGGCGCUGGAGACUUGUAUACUUACUGGCUACUAAGGAGCCAGUUUGGAGAGGAUGAGGUUCGGCUCUUUGCUGCAGAGCUGGGCAGUGCGCUGGGAUUCCUACAUGACUUAGGGAUCAUGCAUAGAGAUGUAAAGAUGGAGAACAUUCUUUUAAGUGAUCGAGGUCACCUUCGCUUGUCUGAUUUCGGACUCUCGCGGCGGCUGAAACGAGGAGGAAGAGCGUUUACGAUAUGUGGGACAAUCCAAUACAUGGCUCCUGAAGUUUUAAGUGGGGGUCCAUACAACCAUGCUGCCGACUGGUGGUCCCUCGGCAUUUUGUUGUUCUCACUGGUGACAGGAGAGUUUCCAGUACCUGCAGAGCUGGACCACAGUACCAUGUUGAACAAGGUCAGAGAUUUUCCUUAUGUCCUACCUAAGACCUUCAGCUCUGCUCUGAUCUUACUGCUCACUGAGCUUUUGUGCAAGAGUCCAGCGAACCGGCUUCGUAACCUGGAGUGUUUCAAGAUGCAGGCCUUCUUUCGUGGCGCUUCAUUUGACUCUCUCAUCCUUCAAAAGACACCUGUUGAAGCCAUCCUCCAGCUCAGGACUCAUCCUGAUUGGGCAGCCAAAGCUGCGAGAGGCCUCUCAUUGGACUACUUUGAUAACUUUGACUGUGAUCAAAUCUUUCAUUCUCCUACAACUCCCACUGAACUGUCUCGUGCUUUGGCCAACAUGGACCUGAGACCAGCUACAGAGCAGACUUGUAAAGCAUAAGACUGGACUGUGUUUCUGUGCCUGGAUACAGAAGAUGACUGGGAAGAGAAACUCUGUAUAUACAGUAUUAACAUAUUUGUUACCUUAUGAGUUAUUAUUUCAACUAUAUUCUGCUACAUUUUUAUUGCGUUCAGUGUACAAUGAAGCAAUGUUGUGGGGUGCCUUUAAAUUAUUCUCAUUAUAUUUUGUUUGUUUACUGGAACUCUAUGAAGUCACUUUCAGGGGUUUAUCCUUACAUUUUGAAAUUAAAUGAAACUUUGACCGCUCUCACCUGUACUUGUGUUAAUUAUUUGAAUAUUACCUUGUUACCAAACAUAGUUGGUUAAUGAAGUAUAUGUAUUUCAUUAUACACUCAGAUAACACUGGGAUAUUUCUUCACUAAGUGUAGUCAUUAAGUCCUAGUAUUCCUAAGUGUGAAUUGUGUUUUACUGUACUUUAAUCAAACUGACAUGACUGUUAUUUUCUAUAUACAUAUGAUUAUAGUAGAUAAACCUUUUUUCACAAACUCAACUAAAUGGUCUUUGAAGUUGGUUCUCUGACCACAUCAACAGAGAUUUGUCUUGCUUUUUGGGUCCACUGGUGGUGUCUCAUCAGUAGAAUAAAUUUACUAAUCAGGGUAAAUUUUCUAAGAAAAUAUUUCUGUAUUAAAAAUGGAUUGAAAAGUUUUUACACAAAAUGCACUGCCUUUGACAAUCAAGAAAGUUGUGAACACUAUAGUCAGUCUUCUGUUUUGAUAUGUGUAUAUUGUAUGUGUGUUCUUUUAAUUUAGCAACCAUAAAAAUGAAUCUUUCCAUUAUUUUCCCUUACCACCAGUUGUAAGAAACUAAUCUUAUCUUUCUUUUACUGCAACAUUCUUGCAAUAUUUCCUUAAACUUACUUUGUAAAUAAUUCACCUGUCAGCAACAAUGUCCCUUUUUUACGCUUCUCUCUUGGUAAACAGGUUGCUUUCAUCCCAUUCUCCAUUUAUGUAAUAUUAUCUAUUGUACUGAAAUAACAUACAUGUAGAGCA